This is a messenger RNA of Drosophila eugracilis, 351 nucleotides long. RefSeq names its product 60S ribosomal protein L39 (gene RpL39). The record is from RefSeq and is a predicted model, not a curated record. Gene Ontology annotation, biological process: translation. Gene Ontology annotation, cellular component: cytosolic large ribosomal subunit; ribosome. The transcript has 3 exons. Bases 105 to 260 code for a protein of 51 amino acids. Gene Ontology annotation, molecular function: structural constituent of ribosome. NCBI's taxonomy places the organism in Eukaryota, Metazoa, Arthropoda, Insecta, Diptera, Drosophilidae.
UUGUUCCCAAACGCAUACGUUUGUGAAAUUUUAAACUUAUCGUCUCCAGUCCACCACUAUGACUUCUUUCUUUCCGGUGUGGCUCGUUGAAUAGAUCGGACGAAAUGGCUGCACACAAGUCGUUCAGAAUAAAGCAGAAGCUGGCUAAGAAGCUGAAGCAAAACAGAUCCGUUCCCCAGUGGGUUCGCCUACGUACUGGCAACACAAUCCGGUACAACGCUAAGCGCCGUCACUGGAGGCGCACCAAGUUGAAGCUGUAAGCUGUUGAUUCCAAAAGCUCCGCAAUUUGUUGGAAUGCUGAAGGUCUUUUCAAGAAUAUAAAAUAAAUUCGUUUUCAAUUAUCGGAUUAAA